Molecule: messenger RNA, 1820 nt
Organism: Carassius auratus (goldfish)
Lineage: Eukaryota; Metazoa; Chordata; Actinopteri; Cypriniformes; Cyprinidae
Product: SPRY domain-containing protein 7-like
Exons: 5
Coding region: 161-751 (196 amino acids)
Molecular function (GO): protein binding
Source: RefSeq, a predicted model, not a curated record
GCCGGCGAGCGCCCCCUUGAGGCGGAACUCUGUGUGUGUCUCAAAACAGCACCAGGCAACACUGAUUUUUUUUUCCUCGGGGAUUCAUUGUAUCCUGGAAGCGUUGUGCGCUCUUCAGUUUGACGUGUGUAACUGCACUUCCGGCGGUAUCUGCGCUAGAAUGGCUGCAGUGUUUACGUGUUGUUUGGGCUGCUGCGGGGAUGGCGGACCGGGUCAUGCUCCCCUCAAAGAGAUGCCCACCGUACAGCUAGACACGCAUCACAUGGGGACGGAUGUGGUCAUAGUGAAAAGUGGGAGGCGGAUCUGUGGAACUGGAGCCUGUCUCGCUAACGCCCCUCUACACCAGAACAAGAGCUAUUUUGAGUUCAAGAUCCAGUCCACGGGUGUUUGGGGGAUCGGUGUGGCCACUCAGAAGGUGAAUUUGAACCAGGUGCCACUGGGCCAAGACACUAACAGUUUGGUGCUUAGAAACGAUGGAUCCAUAUACCACAAUAAUGAGGAGAAGAAUCGAUUACCUGCCAACAGCCUUCCUCAGGAGGGGGAUAUAGUGGGGGUGACCUAUGAUCACGUGGAACUGAACUUGUACUUAAAUGGAAAGAGCAUGCACUGCCCAGCCUCAGGUAUUCGAGGGACUGUGUUCCCCAUAGUUUAUGUGGAUGACAGUGCCAUCAUAGACUGCCAGUUCAGUGAUUUCUACCAUACUCCACCUGAAGGCUUUGAGAAGAUUCUGUUUGAGCAGCAGAUCUUUUGAAUUGUCAGCUGUGUGUGCAGACACACACACAAAGUCUCGAGCUGAACUGUGUGUGUGUGUGGCAGCACGUGGUUCGAUUUCUUUGAAUGUUGCUUCUGCCUUUGCUGUUACUACUGCUGCUCUUGUUCAUUUGGAAGAAAAACCAGGCUUUAUUUGUGUGUCUCUCUCUCUCUCUGUGUGUGUUUGUGUGUGUGUUUGAGAGAAUCGUCAACCCAGAAAACACUUUACAUAAGCACUGAAGACACUUACUGAUAUCUAUUUUCUGUAGUGGGUGAUAUUGAUGAACUGAGCGUAUCCUUUUAUUUAAUGUUAAUGUAAUGUACAAUGAUCAGCAGCUGAUCAGCUCUGUGUGUAUAUUUGAUUUACGUAGAAAUUACGGUUGAUUUAUUGUUUAUCUACACAAAUAUUGGAUUUUUUUGUUGUUGAAUGAAACAACUGUAUUUGCACUAGUCACAUGUGAUUGAAAAUCAAACCAAACCUCUCUUUUGUCUGCUACUCUCAUUUGAACUAGCCAUAUUGAUAAAUUGCUAACAGUAAAUAGCAGUUUACUGUAUUUUAACAUCUUACCUCUGUGAUCUCUAUUGCACAUAAUAUUAAAUAAGUGACUUUUGGGAACAGAUUUCAGUCAAAUAACCACUAAAAAAUUUCAGACAUGUAUGAAUCUAUUUAACAUGAUACUUUUUUGCUGCUCUAAUAACUUACAUAACUUUUGUUUUAUCCAGCUGUAUUUACUCCGUGCAACUUAUAACAUCCAAGUUAAAGAGAUAACACCAAUAUGUCAAAAACACCACAUCAGAUUGUGAUUAUUUUCUGUACCCACAGUACAUACAUUUUAUUCCCACAACAAAAUUUACCACCAAUUCUUAAGACUCAUUUUUAACAGCAUGGCCAUGCAGCUACUUAAAGACAAUGUGCUUUUCAGGAAAGGUGCUCUGAAAAAGUUGUCCUUUAAGACUUCUCAAAUCUGUUUUUUAUCCCUCUCCACCCCAAAAGCUUGAAUUUUCAUUGUACACUGUCUUAUGGUACAUUCCACAAGUGCUGUAUUUAAUAAACACAAGUAUUCUAUGUG